CCCACUUGUUUUAAAUCUUGUGACAUGCCAGUAUUGGAGAAUGCCAGAAUCAGAAGUAAUAGCCAGUGGUUUAAAGUCAAUGACAAGUUGGACUAUGAAUGCCUUGACGGAUUUGAAAGCAGAGAUGGGCGCGCAGGUUCCAUAGUGUGUGGUAAUGACGGUUGGUCUCAUAAACCAGAAUGUUAUGAAAUAGAAUGCAAGGUUCCAGAAGUAAAAGAAAACUUAAUUGCUAACCCCAGAAAGGAUAAAUAUAGAGUUGGAGACAUGUUGAAAUUCUCCUGCAAACCAAGACUUAAAAGAGUUGGACCAGAUUCAGUUCAAUGUUACCACUUUGGAUGGUCCCCUAAUCUUCCAACAUGUAAAGAGCAAACAAAACAGUGUGCUCCACCUCCUCAACUCCUCAAUGGGGAAGUUAAAGAAACACAAAAAGAAAUCUAUGAACACAAUGAUUUGGUGGAAUAUGUUUGCAAUAGUAGAUUUCUGAUGAAGGGUUUUAAAAAAAUUCAGUGUGUUGACGGACAAUGGACAGACUUGCCUAUGUGUAUUGAGGUGGAGAGUACAUGUAGAGAGAUACCUGAACUUCAUUAUGGCUCUGUUGUUCAGUCUUCUGUCCCUCCCUAUCACCAUGGAGAUUCAGCAGAGUUCAAUUGCAUGGAAGACUUUACAAUGAUUGGACACAAAUCAAUUACAUGUCUUAAUGGAAUGUGGACCCCACUUCCUCAGUGCAUCGCAACCAAUGAACUUGAAAGAUGUAAAUUCAACUUGACCAAACAGACACAACCAUUAAGUAAGACUGUAUAUGAUCAUAACAAGAAUGUAAGUUAUAAAUGCAGAGGAGCAAUAAAGCUGAAAUACUCAACAUGCAUAAAUGGACGAUGGAACCCCGAUCUAAGCUGCACAGAAGUUAGAACGCAGCCGUGCCCCCCUCCACCUCAGAUUCCCAAUGCUCAAAAUAUGGCAACGACGGUGAAUUAUCAGGAUGGAGAAAAAGUAUCUGUUGUCUGUCAAGACAAUUAUAUAAUUCAGGGUGCAGAAGAAAUUGUGUGCCAAGAUGGAAGAUGGCAGUCAAUACCACGCUGUGUUGAAAAACUCGGGUGUCCUCAACCACCUCGUAUAGAACAUGGAACCAUUAAAUCGUCUGAAUUUUCAGAAGAAAUAAAAGAAACAUUGAAACCUAAGCUUUACCCACAUGGCAGCAAACUAAGUUACACUUGUGAGGAUGGUUUCAGGAUAUCUGAAAAAGAAGAGAUAACAUGCGAGAUGGGAAAAUGGAGUUCCCUACCCCUGUGUGUAGGGCUUCCUUGUGCGCCACCAGAAUAUGUGGUUCCACAUAGUUUUCCUCUUCACAAAGCAGACAGUUACCAGUAUGGAGAAGAAAUAGUAUACGAAUGUGAAAAAGGUUUUGGGACUAAAGGAUCUGCAUCUAUAAAGUGUUUAGGAGGAAAAUGGUCUCAUCCACCAGAAUGCAUAAAAAUGGAUUGUUUUGGCCUACCUGACUUUGGUAUUGCCAUACCCAUAGGCCCGAAGAAGGACUCAUAUAGGUCAGAAGAAAAAGUGACUUAUAUGUGUCCAAAUAAUUACCAAUUGGAUGGACCCAAUUUUAUACAGUGUAUUAAGAGCCAAUGGAUAGGAAAGCCAAUAUGCAAAGAUAUUUCCUGUGGGAAUCCACCCAAAGUGGAAAAUGCUAUUAUACUAAAUGAGAAGCCUAGGUAUCUAAUUGGUCAGACUGCACGUUAUGAAUGCAUCAAACCUUUUGAACUGUUUGGGGAAGCAGAAGUGAUAUGUUUCAACGGGUACUGGUCACAACCGCCUCAGUGUGCAGAACCUAGUGGAAAAUGUGUGUCUCCUCCAUCUAUUGACAAUGGAGACAUUACCUCAUUCCCACUAGUAGCAUAUGCUCCAGGAUCGUCAGUAGAGUACAAAUGUCAGGCCUUCUAUGUACUUCAGGGACCCCGGACCAUAAUAUGCAGAAAUGGAAAGUGGUCACCACCACCACCAAAAUGCUUAGAGCCCUGUAUAGUAUCAGAAGAAAUCAUGAGAAGACAUAAUAUAAAAUUUCGAUGGUUUUAUAAGACAAAAAUAUAUUCUACAACAGGGGAAGUGAUUGAAUUUGACUGUCUCUCUGGAUAUCGUAGAAAGACACCAGCACAUACAUUCCGAGCCACAUGUCAUGAUGGGAAACUGUUAUAUCCUGAAUGUGGAUAAAACAAUGAUUAAGAUGCAGUCCUAAAAUUAAAAUAUGUACAUUUACUCAGAAUUUUUCAUUAUCAAUCUAAUUCUCAGUUUAUUUUUUCAAGUAUUGUGUAACUCACUUAUAUUCAUAAAUCAGAAUUUGUAUUGAAUAUUAUAUGCAUGAUGUGAUGAUAAUCAGAGGGAUGAAUAAAUCACUUCUUAAAAGCACCUCAUU
This is a messenger RNA of Lutra lutra (Eurasian river otter), 2407 nucleotides long. RefSeq names its product complement factor H-like. Lineage: Eukaryota; Metazoa; Chordata; Mammalia; Carnivora; Mustelidae. Bases 25 to 2205 code for a protein of 726 amino acids. The transcript has 14 exons. The record is from RefSeq and is a predicted model, not a curated record.